Messenger RNA from Pyrenophora tritici-repentis Pt-1C-BFP, 1194 nucleotides. Its product is annotated as Endoglucanase C-terminal domain-subunit. The record is from RefSeq and is a predicted model, not a curated record. NCBI's taxonomy places the organism in Eukaryota, Fungi, Ascomycota, Dothideomycetes, Pleosporales, Pleosporaceae.
AUGAAGGGUGCUAUAUUCUCCAUCCUGCCCUUUGUGGGCCUCGCUUUCGCUCAGGAGUCGGCUUGCCCUGCUGAGCCCGACGAGACGAUUACCGAGACUGAAGUCGAGACUGUCUACAAGACUGCCACUCCAACACCUGCGCUUGUUGCAGAUGCCACCACCAGCCCGGGCUCUUGCGGACCAAGCAUCGUCUCAGUCACUAUGACUGAGAAGGUAUAUGUCACGGUCACCUACACUUCUGGUACCUAUGUCACUCCCGAUGCUGUCAAGACUAUCGACGUUACUUCAACGUCCACCCUCGACAUAUAUACAACCGUCACUCUCCACCCAUCUGGCAGCGUCCACCCAUCUGGCGGCUAUUUCAGCAACUCGACCACCGUCGCCCUCUUCAAGCCCUCUCAGCUCCUGAGCUCUGCUCCAGCAACCCACACUCCCAUCCCUCCCCCACGCCCAACUACAACCAUGUCAACAAUCGCCGCCCUCAAGCCCACAUCGUCCACCCCCUCCCCAGCCGCAGCAACCUCCACCUCCGCAUCCCCCUCUGCCACCGCCGCCACCGUCGCCCCUCCCACCACGCAAACCAAAGCCGGCACCACCAAGCGCGGCUCCGCCACCUGGUACGGCGGCAACCUCUCCGGCGGUACCUGCUCCUUCGUCGGCUACACGAUCCCGGCCGGCAUCUACGGCACCGCAAUCUCAGACUUCAACUGGGACACUGCCGGCGCGUGCGGCACCUGUGUGAGCGUCACAGGCCCCAAGGGCAACACAGUCAAAGCGAUGGUCGUAGACCAAUGCCCAGGCUGCGGUCCUAACCACCUCGAUCUCUUCCCCGAUGGCUUCGCCGCCCUCGCCAGCCCCAACGCCGGCAACAUCACCGUCGACUGGGCCGUUGUCCCCUGCGGCAUCUCCUCCCCCAUUGUUCUCAAGAACAAAUCCGGCACCAGCAAGUUCUGGUUCAGCAUGCAGGUUAUGAAUGCCAACGUAGGCGUUGCUAAGCUCGAGGUCUCGACUGAUGGCGGUGCGUCAUGGAAACAGACCAAGAGGCAGCCGUAUAACUUUUUUGAGAAUCCCGCGGGCUUUGGCACGGAUGCUGUUGAUGUGAGGGUCACGAGUACGGAUGGUAAGAGUAUUGUUGUUAAGAAUGUGGGGAUCAAGUCGGAGUCUAAGACUACGGCUGGUGGUAACUUUGCCUAA